Molecule: messenger RNA, 2893 nt
Organism: Phascolarctos cinereus (koala)
Lineage: Eukaryota; Metazoa; Chordata; Mammalia; Diprotodontia; Phascolarctidae
Gene: SGCD
Product: sarcoglycan delta
Biological process (GO): heart contraction; cardiac muscle tissue development
Cellular component (GO): sarcolemma; sarcoglycan complex
Source: RefSeq, a predicted model, not a curated record
GAAAAAAGAACGGGAAUGCUGUUCAGGAAAUUCUUCAGGCAUGGGCAGGGACUUGGCUACAAUUCUGCUUUUGGAAAAUUUGACCAGGGCAAGCUUCUGAAAACGGGCUGGGCCUAGCCACACUCUGCAGGCACUGCUUGCCUCUCCCUUGGAACUCCUCAGCGUACCCUAGAACUGUGCUCCGUUUUCAUCUGCUUGCUUCUCAGAGAGGGAGACAGAGAGACAGAGAGGGAGACAGAGAAAGAGAGAGAGAGAGGGAGACAGAGAGAUGCCUCAGGAACAGUAUACUCACAACAGGAACAAUAUGCAAAGCUCUGAAGGACCGCAGGUAUACAAAGUAGGGAUUUAUGGCUGGCGGAAGAGAUGCCUCUAUUUCUUUGUUCUUCUCCUAAUGAUUUUAAUCCUGGUGAACUUGGCUAUGACCAUCUGGAUUCUCAAGGUCAUGAACUUCACAAUUGAUGGAAUGGGAAACUUGAGAAUCACAGAAAAAGGUCUAAGGUUAGAAGGAGACUCAGAAUUCUUGCAACCUCUCUACGCCAAAGAAAUCCAGUCCAGACCAGGCAAUCCACUGUACUUCAAAUCUGCCAGAAAUGUUACAGUGAACAUACUCAAUGACCAGACUAAAGUUCUUACUCAGCUUAUCACAGGUCCCAAAGCAGUGGAAGCUUAUGGCAAAAAAUUUGAGGUGAAAACCGUCGAUGGAAAAUUGUUGUUUUCUGCAGAUGACAAUGAAGUGGUGGUUGGAGCAGAAAGAUUAAGAGUCUUAGGAGCAGAAGGCACAGUGUUCCCUAAAUCUAUAGAAACGCCUAAUGUGAGGGCAGAACCCUUCAAGGAACUAAGACUCGAGUCUCCCACCCGUUCCUUAGUGAUGGAAGCCCCUAGAGGAGUUGAAAUCAAUGCUGAAGCUGGCAAUAUGGAAGCCACAUGUAGGACAGAGCUCAGGCUGGAAUCCAAAGAUGGAGAGAUCCAGUUAGAUGCUGCCAAAAUCAAACUACCUAGACUGCCUCGAGGAUCUUAUUCCCCUACGGGAACCCGGCAAAAAGUAUUUGAGAUCUGUGUCUGUUCCAAUGGAAGACUCUUCCUGUCUCAGGCAGGAAGUGGUUCCACCUGUCAGAUCAACACCAGCGUCUGCCUCUGAGAAAGACUGAGUGUCACGGACAGUAGAGGAUGGCACUGGUGCUGGUUUUUUUGUCUCAAUGAAUACUUGCUGUGGACUCUUUUGACUAGAACCCGGAAAGCGUCUUGGAGACCUUUUUUGGUGCGUGUGUGUGCGUUGUGAGUGUGUGUGAGGGUGGGGCUACGAGACAUAUAUAUAUUGAUAGAUAUAAAUAAAUAUAUAUAUAUAUAAAUAUAUAGAUAGAUAGAAAUAGAAUCCUCUGUAUAAAAGAAGGUUUCAGUACAAAAGGAUCCAUGGGUGACCCCCAUUUACACAUUAUCAGUCUCCCACAUCUAAAUUCAACCUCUAUCGCAGACUAUCAGACUGGAUAACUUCAGACUCCUGAAACAUAAUAACAAUGCAGUCUGCCAUACUAUGCCAUAGACUGGUAAGAUCCCUUUAACAUCAUGAAAUACCACUGGUGUCAGCCAAAAGUGGGACUCUCUUCAUGAUGAAGGGUGACAAGGCAGCUCUUCUUUCUCAUCAUGGUCCUGGGAGAUUUGGAGCAUCAACUCUGCACUUCAAGGCAGAACAGGGAUGGGAGUCAAGUACAGGGGAACCUAGGAAGCCCAUGUCUCAUUCUUGACCAUGUUAUGGGUUCUCAGCGGAGUGUGUUCAGGUUUUAGCAUAUUCUCCUCAUUCACAUGUGCCCAGUAUCUCAAUGUGGUAUUCCCUUCCAAGGAUGAUGAGUUAACUCCCUCAUCCAUGAAGCUGUGGCCAAUUUAAGGGGGGGCUAUAUUGUAGAGGAAGUAGGGAACUAUCUUAAAUCAUGGGUUGAGAAACCCCCUCAUUCUUAGCAGGAAAUUCUAGAGAAAAUAUCACAAAGUGGCUGCUGUUUAAAAUAUGUCCAGGAAGUACAAGUACCACAUUUGUCUAAGUACAGAGGGUAAACUCUGCAAAUGAAAUAAUUUUCUGUGAAGAAUAAAAUAAGAUGCAGGUAUUGUGCACCAGGGAAGGAGGACAAUGAGUCAUUAGCCAUCCAAAGGUUUGUUUGCUUGGGGGUUUUUUUGUUGGUUUUUUUAAUGAUCUAGAUUAGGGAAGAGGAUAAAAUCAAUCCAUUUGGGCCAGUUGGAUAAAGGAAAGAUUGUGAGCGGAUAUAUCACAGGAUAAUCUACUAAGAGAUGAAAUCUAACAAAGGUUAGGUUCAGUCAGAGGAGUUUGAUCUUUUUUUUUUCUCAAGUGCUUCCUCAGAGUCUGUGGGUGGACUAGAUUUUUCAGAGCAUUUUCUCACAAAGCUCUAGCUCAGAUCCACUCCAUCUAUGAUCCAAAGAGACAGAGGAUGGCAACAUAUUUGAGACCUUAUUACUGGAAAGGUCAAAUCCCUAUCUUCACUGAGUCAAUAUUCAAUGCAAUCUGCUUAUCAGAUGCAUAUGUCAUGUCAGUGCCAAGAUGGUCUUUUCCCUGCCCUUCUAGGCUUACUGAUUAUUGGGAAGGAAUUGGACAGGGGAUGGGCAAUGCAGAGAGGAGGACAGCUUUAACUACAGUAGCAGAAGUAUGAAAUCUCCCAGAGCCACUAGUGGCUGCCGCAUAACCAGACUGACUGUCACCAUACACUCCCAGCCAUCAGCUAAUUGAUUAUGUCUACAGCCAUCUUCCUACCACUGUCAAUGUGAGGGGUCACCCUGGAUUGCGGUUGUACUGGGACAAGGGACCGUACUGUCUCUGUUCAAAGAGGGGCAAAUCUGUGCCUAUGCCUUAAAGUCAAUGCACUUAGCAAGGAGAAGCACAUCUCAUUUA